AAUGGCGGCUCCCAUCAGCUUGGUGAUGUUGUUAGAACUGUUUCUGUUGUUUAAUGUUAUUUCUAAAACCUUUGGGGCUGAAAUUUGCUUCUUGGAAAACUAUGAUACAUAUAACCUUACGCAGAGACAAUGGAGAGUCCAAUUAAGCAACAGAAGCUGUCCUUUCCCUGCCAAGCAGAGCUGUGUAGUGAAGUUUACAUUUUGUUCUCCGCUACGAGAAAAAAAGAGUUGUGUGAAUGCCAGCGUGUGUCAACUCAGCCAGGAGGAAUUUUUCAAGAUGGCCACCUACACUCUUCACAGACCAUUUGUAGCAUUGACCAAUAACAGUGAGGGUUUUCAGAGUGUGUUUGACCCGGGAUCUCUCUACAACAAUUCUGGAUCCACAUGUAAAUUAAAGACAACUCUGAGAUUCACAUGUGACGAGAAGAUGCCUUGGCCACUUCAAGGGCCGAACGGUGAUCAGAACGUCCCCACCACACCAACCAUCACAUUUAACAAGACUUCUUGUCAGUACAACAUGACAUUCAAGUAUGCAGGUGCCUGUGUUACCUUCAUCCCCGUGACCAGAUCUACAGAACUGAGUGCAGGAACGGUUCUCGUCAUCAUUUUGUUUGUGGUCAUGUUUGUGUACUUCGUGUUUGGGACGAUGUGGAACAUGGGUUGUAAAGGAGCGAGAGGCCUGGAGGCUGUGCCGAACUACGAUUUCUGGACGGAUCUUCCCGUUCUGGUGGCUGAUGGUUUCUUGUUCACGUUUCGCUGUGGCAGACUGGAUAGCACGGGAACAACGUAUGAAAGUAUUUGAUGAAGGCUUCUUUUUUCUAUGGAGAGUUUGUUGAGAGAUGUUUGUAGAUCUUCUUCAUGGUUUAUAC
This is a messenger RNA of Gigantopelta aegis, 869 nucleotides long. RefSeq lists its product as uncharacterized. NCBI's taxonomy places the organism in Eukaryota, Metazoa, Mollusca, Gastropoda, Neomphalida, Peltospiridae. Gene Ontology annotation, cellular component: trans-Golgi network. The transcript has 6 exons. The coding region runs from base 2 to 802 and encodes 266 amino acids. The record is from RefSeq and is a predicted model, not a curated record.